Molecule: messenger RNA, 462 nt
Organism: Penicillium malachiteum
Lineage: Eukaryota; Fungi; Ascomycota; Eurotiomycetes; Eurotiales; Aspergillaceae
Product: WD40 repeat-like protein
Exons: 1
Coding region: 1-462 (153 amino acids)
Source: RefSeq, a predicted model, not a curated record
AUGAAGAUCAUGUAUCAAGCAGUAUUGGAGCAGCUCCUUGACCCAGAAGACGAAACCGAGUCAAAGAGACUUGAGCAAGAGUUCAAAGAUAUUGUGGGAGUAGUUAUUCUUCUUGCUGCACCUCUAUCAGUUCAUGCGCUUGGAAGCCUCCUGCCACCUGCAAUUUCAGUUGCAGAUGUCGGAUAUCUCUUGAACAAACUCCGUUCAGUUCUAAGUGUACCAGCAGAUGAUCAUUCUCCAGUUUCCGUUCUGCACGAAUCGUUUCGCGAAUUUCUUCUGUGCUCGGGUACAAGAUUCUUUCUGGAUAUACAGGAAAUUCAUGGGAAUAUAGUGUCGCAUGGCCUUCAUGUUAUGAACCAGUAUUUGAAGCGCGAUGUCUGUAAUCUGCAGCACUACGGAAUCCAGCGCGCGGACAUCAAAAAUGAAACCAUCAGGCAGUUUCUUCCAUCAGAACUCCAGUAA